Messenger RNA from Kazachstania africana CBS 2517, 1668 nucleotides. RefSeq names its product protein kinase TDA1 (gene TDA1). Lineage: Eukaryota; Fungi; Ascomycota; Saccharomycetes; Saccharomycetales; Saccharomycetaceae. The record is from RefSeq and is a predicted model, not a curated record. Gene Ontology annotation, biological process: protein phosphorylation; cellular response to oxidative stress. Bases 1 to 1668 code for a protein of 555 amino acids. The transcript has a single exon. Gene Ontology annotation, molecular function: calmodulin binding; calcium/calmodulin-dependent protein kinase activity; ATP binding.
AUGUCUGUAAUACUAAAUAGUACGCCGGAUACUACAACGACUCCAAAAGAGUGGCCAAGUUUAUCUCGUAAUGAAAUUACUUUGAAAUGUAAAUAUGUUGCAAGAACUUCACAACUAGGUGAUGGUAAUUUCAGUGUGGUUAAAGAAUGUAUGAAUGUGCAUACAAAGGAACUGUACGCAAUGAAAUUGGUUCACAAACAUUUAGUCAAGAAUAAAAUUCAAUUAAUUCAAAGAGAAUUCGAUCUUUUGAAAACACUUUCUGAUAAGAUUAGAUCUAUUGAAGAAAAUGCUACUUUAUCAAUAGAUAGUACCGAUGUCUUUCAAGGUCACCAUCAUAUUUUGCAACUAUUCGAUUUCUUUGAGACUAAAAAAUCUAUUGUAUUAAUUACUCAACUUUGUCAACAAAAGGAUCUCUACGAAAUGAUAAUAGAUACUCAACAUCUCGAUUUAAAUAAACAAGUCAUGCCCUAUGCCGCCUGUCUGUUAAGUGCUUUAGAGUUUUUACAUGAUGAAAACGUUGUCCAUAGAGAUAUUAAGGCUGAAAAUAUACUUUUCAGACUGAAUAAAGAUAUUGAAAAACCAAAAUCUUUGGAUUCGGAUUACGAUGUAUCAGCACAUGAUUUGAUUAUAGGAGAUUUCGGUUUAGCUACCAAUUUAAACGCUUCCAAAAAUUCAUUAAAGGAAUACGUUGGUACUGUAUCAUAUAUUUCCCCGGAAAUUGUAGCAUGUAAAGGUAUUGGUACAUUUUCUCAAGAUCAAAUAGAUAAAAUUACACCAUAUGGUUUUCCCGUCGAUAUUUGGGCACUUGGUGUAUUAACAUAUUUCAUGGCCCUCGGCUAUACACCCUUUGAUUGUGAAACUGACGAUGAAACGAUAGAUUGUAUUAAAAAAUGUGACUAUUACAUUGAUGAAGACGUAUUGAAUGAUUCAAAGUAUCAAGAGUUUUGGAGUUUCUUACAGUGUUGUUUCAUUGUAGAUCCAUUCAAAAGACGCACUGCAAAACAGUUAAAAUCACAUCCAUUCGUAAAGAAAUAUUUUACUAAUGAUAUCUCAACAACUGAUUUCACUCCAUUUAAGCCAAUGUUGAAAAAACAUAAAUCUUUUUCAUCCUUACACGUCCUCAAGAGGCCACCACCACCAAUAAGAAAGGAUUCUCUCAUUACCCUUUCAAAUAACUCAGCAUCUCAGCUAGGAACUUUCUUUAAUACAAAUGAUUCAUCUACACAAACCACUCCAUUAAAUAACAGUAAGGUGGAUAUCCCACUGAUGCUAUCUACUCGUGAUAAGAGCAUAAAUAAGAUUAGAGAAACCUUAAGGAAAACUUUAUCAACGACGAAUUUACCAAAUCACAAUAGAGUCACAAAAUCACAACCACCAAGCAGUGCAGCAUCCAAUUCAACUUUCUUCCUGGACCCGCAACCACCUUCAAAUUUCUUAAUGAAUGGUGGAUUCUGUGACACACCAGAAUCGCUUUCCAAUUUCUCAACAACUCCAAGAUCUUCUCUCUCCAGGAACAGUUCAUAUAAAAACUUAUCGAGAAGUAGCUCGUUGACAAACAUUAAAUUCAAUCUUGUUAGCAGUGCAAAUAAUGAUAACGACAAUAACCAUCAUCGUGUCAGAGACACAGAGAGACCUAAAUUUGAUUUCUUCUUUGGUGACGACGAAUAG